AUGAGCGUCUCGGGAAGCAGCUGUGGAAGCCCUAACGCUGCAGAUGUAUCCGCUGACUUCAAGGAACUCUGGGUAAAACUCAAGGAGUAUCACGAUAAGGAAGUACAAGGUUUACAAAUAAAAGUAACCAAAUUGAAAAAGGAACGAAUUUUAGAUGCACAAAGACUAGAAGAAUUCUUCACCAAAAAUCAGCAGUUGAGAGACCAACAGAAAGUCCUUCAGGAAACCAUUAAAAUUUUAGAAGAUAGGUUGCGCGCAGGGCUGUGUGACCGCUGCGCGGUGACGGAGGAGCACAUGCACAAGAAGCAGCAGGAGUUCGAGAACAUCCGGCAGCAGAACCUGAGGCUCAUCACAGAGCUCAUGAAUGAAAAGAAUACUCUUCAGGAAGAAAACAAAAAGCUUUCUGAGCAACUGCAGCAGAAAAUUGAAAAUGACCAGCAGGAUCAAGUAGCUGAGCUUGAAUGUGAGGAAAACGUUAUUCCAGACUCACCAGUAACAUCCUUUUCAUUUUCUGGCAUUAACCGGCUACGAAGAAAGGAGAAUCUCCAUGUUCGAUACAUAGAGCAAACACAUACUAAACUGGAGCACUCUGUGUGUACAAAUGCUCCUGCACCACAUAACUCUGAGGAACAUGAAAUUCUGGUAGCUGACACAUGUGAUCAGAGUCACUCACCAGUAUCUAAAAUAUGUGGAACAAGCAGUUACCCCAUUGAUAAGUCAUCUUAUAAUUUGGAUGGUGUUGUUGCUGAAACACUUGGACUUAAUGUUCCAGAAGAAUCUGAACCCCAAGGUCCUACAAGCCCUCUUGGAGAUGAGCUCUACCACUGUCUCAAAGAAGAUCACAAACAACAGCCUAUUGGGGAAUCUGCAAGAAGUAGUGAAGAUAGUUUAAGAUUUUCAAACUCUGCUUCAAAGACACCUCCCCAAGAAUUUACUGCUCGGGGGUCAUCCCCUGUGUUUGGAGCUACCUCUGCUGUGAAAACCCAUUUGGGUUUGAAUACAAGUUUCUCCCCUUCUCUUUUAGACAUUGGGAAGAAAAACCUUCUGAAGACAGGUCCCUUUAGCAACAAUUCUGUUUCUAGAUCAGAGAAAGUUAGAUCAAAAUCUGAGGAUAAUUCCCUUUUCGCACAACAUGGUCUUGGGUCUGAAGUAAACAAGGUCAUUAGCCAGUCCUUUCCUAAUAAGCAGAUACUUACAAAUAAAAAUGUAAGUGACUCUGUAGAUGAGCAGGGUGGUGCUGAUCACCUUAAAGAUGUUACCACUGAUAAAUAUUUGGUGCCUUUAAAGUCACUUGGAGGCAAAGCAUCCAAAAGGAAGAGGACUGAGGAAGAGACUGAGCAUGCAGUAAACUGCCCCCAGACUUGUCUGGGUAAGGAGAAUGCUCUUCCUUUCCCGCUGGAGAGUCAGUUCUCCAUGAAUGGAGGCCAUAUGAUGGAUAAGCCUCUGGACCUGUCAGAUCGCUUCGCAGCCUCUCAGCGUCAUGAGAAGAGCCAUGGAAAUGAAGCUUCUAAAAACAGACUUAAGCAAGCCACCAUGUAUGAUGCUUUGAAGCCUACUCCAAAGGGCUCUUCCUCAGGCCAUAAAGCUGUGAGUGGGACCUGCACAUCAACCAAAGACUCUUCAGAGACAUAUUGUGUACAACAGUGUGUACUCCAGUCCUCCAGUAAAGUCUCUCCAGACCAUAAAACACCAUUACAGAUAAAAGAAGAAAACCCUGUCUUCAAAACCCCUCUGUGUUCACAGCAAAGUUUGGAGACAGAGAAUCUUUUUGGUGACGUGAAGGGCGCUGGUUCUCUUGUGCCAACGAAAGUAAAAAGCAGAUCAGUCCAUGGAGGAUGUGAGCUUGCAUCAGUUCUUCAGUUAAAUCCCUGUAGAGUUAUUAAAGCCAAGUCUCUGCCAGACAACCAAGAUGUAUCCUUUGAGAAUAUCCAGUGGAGUGUAGAUCCAGGAGCAGACCUUUCUCAGUAUAAGAUGGAUGUCACGGUAAUAGAUACAAAGGAUAGCAGUCACUCACGAUUAGGAGGAGAAACAGUGGACAUGGACUGUACGUUGGUCAGUGAAACCGUGCUUUUAAAAAUGAAGAAACAAGAGCAAAAAGAAAAAAGCCCAAAUGGAGACAUAAAAAUGAAUGACAGCUUGGAAGAUAUGUUUGAUCGGACAACACAUGAAGAGUAUGAAUCCUGUUUGGCAGAUAGCUCUCCCCAGGUACCAGAUGAGGAAGAAUCGUCUGCUUCCACAAAGAAGCCAAGCAUACAUGGUGAUAAACAUGAUAGAGUCAAGCAGAAAGCAUUUGUGGAGCCAUAUUUUACAGAUGAAAAGAGAGACACUAGCAUACAGAAUUUUCCUCAUAUUGAGGUAGUUCGGAAAAAAGAAGAGAGAAGGAAAUUGCUUGGGCACACGUGUAAGGAGUGUGAAAUUUAUUAUGCAGAUUUGCCAGCAGAGGAGAGAGAAAAGAAGUUGGCUUCCUGCUCAAGACACCGAUUUCGCUACAUUCCACCCAACACACCAGAACAUUUCUGGGAAGUUGGUUUUCCUUCUACUCAGACGUGUCUGGAAAGGGGAUACAUCAAAGAAGAGUUUGAUCUUUGCCCUCGUCCCAAAAGACGGCAGCCUUACAACGCAGUGUUUUCUCCGAAAGGCAAGGAACAGAGGACCUAGAUGUUGGAGUAAAAGCAUGACAGAAGACCACCUUUCUAUUUUUCAUUUUAGUUAUUUAUAGUUAAAGUUGUAAUAAAUAUUGAUCUUUGAUUUUUUUUUUGAUUUAUAAAUUGAUUUAUAAAUGAGUUUUCUAUUAAAAAUAUUUUAAAUGGCAUUUACCUACCACACAGUAACUAUUUAAUAUGAGGAUGUGUUGUUUUGGGAUUGUUUGUUUGUUUG
Molecule: messenger RNA, 2877 nt
Organism: Acomys russatus (golden spiny mouse)
Lineage: Eukaryota; Metazoa; Chordata; Mammalia; Rodentia; Muridae
Gene: Rbbp8
Product: RB binding protein 8, endonuclease
Exons: 18
Coding region: 1-2658 (885 amino acids)
Biological process (GO): double-strand break repair via homologous recombination; DNA double-strand break processing involved in repair via single-strand annealing
Cellular component (GO): site of double-strand break
Molecular function (GO): flap-structured DNA binding; double-stranded DNA binding; double-strand/single-strand DNA junction binding
Source: RefSeq, a predicted model, not a curated record